Molecule: messenger RNA, 1137 nt
Organism: Chilo suppressalis (striped riceborer)
Lineage: Eukaryota; Metazoa; Arthropoda; Insecta; Lepidoptera; Crambidae
Source: the annotation of a GenBank genome assembly
GCACCACUCAUUUGGAGCAUCCACGACACGAGUCAGUUGUGUGUUAAUUCUCGUCGGAGCCACAAGUGAAUACGUGAUUCGAAUUUCAAUUAACAAAUUGAUAAUCGAAAUAGUUUCACCAUGCAUGACACAAUAAGGAAUCAGUUGGAGCAAGAUGGCUACGCAGUAAUCGAAGACUUCUUGCGACCAGCAGAAUGCGACGAAUUAGCGGCAGCGGGCAUCGAACUCACCAAAAACAUACCUGAAGAUGAACAGAAAUUACCAUUUUCCACCAAAGAAGGGGAAAGACAGCAAAUAAAAGACACGUAUUUCUUGGAGAGCAAUGACAAAAUCAGAUACUUUUACGAGGUGGAUGCUCUCGGUCCCGAUGGGAAGCUCACAGUGGAUCCGACUAUUUCGCUAAACAAAGUUGGCCACGCACUACACUUGCUGCACCCGAUCUUCAGAUGUUAUACAUACAGCGAUCGAGUGAAAGCAGUCUGUCAUCAGCUGGGAUUCAAAGAACCAGCCGUGGUACAAAGCAUGUACAUAUACAAAAAUCCCGGCAUAGGUGGUGAAGUGACACCCCACCAAGACGCCACGUAUUUAUAUACAGAGCCCAUUCCACCGGUCGGCUUCUGGAUCGCUCUGGAAGACGCCACUAUCCAGAACGGCUGCCUUUGGAUGGCGAGGGGUUCCCACAAGUCGGGGGUCCACAGACGUCUCGUACGGAACCCUGACAAAGAUCCCGCUCUCAUAUUUGAUAAGCCGGAAGCUGUUUACCCUCAGUCAAGCUUCACUGCAGUUCCUGUUAGCAAAGGGACAUGUGUUCUCAUACACGGUAACGUGGUCCACAAGAGUGCUCACAACAGAUCAGAGAAAAGCCGCCACGCUUACACCUUCCAUGUUGUUGAAAAGCUAAACAACCAAUAUUCACCCGACAAUUGGUUACAGGAGGGGAAAAACGCACCAUUUCUUAAUAUUUACACCACCCAACAGGCAAUGUAGAAAAUUAAUAAAAAAAUAACCACCAAUUUAUAGACAUUGAAGUUUCGAUUUCCAUUGACUCAAGUUACUUAGCGGUCCUCAAAAGAAUUGUUAUUUUAAUAAAGUCGUAACAUUGUUGAUUACUAUGAUUGAAGAAAAAGACGUGAUCAA